GGGACGCAUAUGUUGGGGAGAAGAAGGAGAGGCAUUCCCAAAGCUCAGGAGGAUUAAGAUUGAUGAUCUAACUCACCUAAGAGGGAUGAGAUUUGAGGAGCGCACCUUGCCUCAGAUGGAAACAAUAGAAAUCUCUUACUGCAGGUUGGAAUCAGGGAUUAUUGGGAUCAAGCACCUACGGAAGCUCAAGGAGAUUUCACUCGAAUGGUGUGGUGGAGUGGCGAGGCUUGGGCAGCUGCAAGAAGAGAUGGAAGCAAACCCCAAUCGCGCUGUUCUGCGAAUAGAGGACAGCUCAUCCGAAGAAGGGUGGUAUAGUGGAGAGGACACCGAAGAAGGGUCAGCUAUGCACAGCGACCCAUCCGACCAUGACUUAGGGGACACCGUGGGCGAGAGCUCGCAAUCCAACCAAGGUGGUGAUGACGAGCAACAGCCUAACACAGCAGCGGAGAUUAUGCCUUCAGGCGCAGACCCCUCUGCCUCUACCUGAUUAACUUCACGUGCCGACGUGGUGCUGAUCUCAG
Molecule: messenger RNA, 521 nt
Organism: Oryza brachyantha (malo sina)
Lineage: Eukaryota; Viridiplantae; Streptophyta; Magnoliopsida; Poales; Poaceae
Exons: 2
Coding region: 86-487 (133 amino acids)
Source: RefSeq, a predicted model, not a curated record